AUGUACGGAUCAGGCCAGCAGACCGGCAUCUCCACGCCGCGCUCUGCAGCAAAUCUGCGCCCGCUCAUCCUCACCCACGGCUCGCUCGAGUACACCCUCCUCAUCCCAACCGCCCUGCACUUCAAUGCCCAGCAAUUGAGGGACACCUUCAAGCAGACACUUCCCGAGCCCACAGACGAACUCGCCCAGGAUGACGAGCCAUCAUCAGUCGUCGAGCUGGUUGCACGUUACCUCGGCUUCAUUGCCAAGGAGGUAGAGGAGGGCGAGGACCCUGACUCUUUCGAGGAGGUCCUCAAGCUGGUUCUCACUGAGUUCGAGCGCGCCUUCCUGCGGGGCAAUGAGGUGCAUGCGCUGGCCGCCACGCUGCCAGGCAUCACUGCGAAGAAGCUGGAGACAGUACGGUCAUACUACGCGGCUCGCGCUGCCGUUGAAAGGCCCAUCAAGCACCACGAGUCUGCCCUCUUCCGCGAGGCUUCUGACGAGAACGCCUUCAUCUACGCUGUUCUGGGCGGCCAGGGCAACAUUGAGGAGUACUUCGAUGAACUCCGAGAAAUUUACAACACAUACCCCUCGUUUGUGGAGGAUUUUGUUGCGGCUGAGGCACAACAUCUGCUGACUUUGUCGCGGGACCCGCGCGCAGAGAAGCUGUACUCCAAAGGCCUGGAUGUUAUGCGAUGGCUCAACAACCGUGAAGCUCAACCUGACACCGAUUACCUCGUCUCAGCGCCUGUCAGCUUGCCGUUGAUCGGUCUUACACAGCUUGCGCACUACGUUGUUACGUGCAGAGUGCUCGGUAGCCACCCCGGACACAUCCGCAGCCGUUUCGCUGGUGUCACUGGUCACUCUCAGGGUGUUGUCACAGCUGCCGCAAUCGCGGAAGCAAAGAACUGGGAGACUUUCGAGAGGUCUGCUAAGAAGGCAAUUGAGAUCCUUUUCUGGAUUGGUACACGCAGUCAGCAAGCCUUCCCCAGGACUUCUCUGGCUCCGAACAUCCUACAAGACUCGAUCGACAACAGCGAGGGUACCCCAACUCCUAUGUUGUCGAUUCGUGACCUGUCCCGCAAGGCUGUUCAGGACCACAUUGACGCCACAAACGCACACUUGCCCCAGGACAGGCAUAUUGCCAUCUCGCUGGUCAACAGCGCACGCAACUUCGUCGUCACAGGACCUCCAAUCUCUCUGUACGGUCUCAACCUUCGUCUGCGUAAGGUCAAGGCUCCUACUGGUCUCGACCAGACAAGGAUACCCUUCACCGAGCGCAAGGUUCGCUUCGUCAACCGCUUCCUCCCCAUUACCGCGCCCUUCCACAGCCCAUACCUCGCCGAAGCGACGAAACAGCUCGAGGAUGACCUCAAGGACAUCAAGAUUGCUGCGAGCGACCUCGGUGUGCCCAUGUACGAUACACACACUGGCAAGGAUAUUCGCGAAGAUGGCUCGGACAACGUUGUCCCUGCUCUUGUGAGGAUGAUCACCAGCGAUUCUGUUGAGUGGGAGAAGGCUACUGUCUUCCCCAAGGCUACUCACAUUCUCGACUUCGGUCCUGGUGGCAUCUCCGGACUCGGUGUGCUCACCAACCGCAACAAGGAGGGCACUGGUGUUCGCGUCAUUCUGGCUGGAGCUAUCGACGGUCAGAACGUCGAGGUCGGCUACAAGCCUGAGCUCUUCGACCGCGACUCUGAGCAUGCUGUCACUUAUGCUGUCGACUGGGUCAAGGAGCAUGGUCCGAAGCUUGUCAAGACAUCUACUGGCAAGACCUAUGUUGACACCAAGAUGAGCAGAGUACUCGGCUUGCCUCCUGUCAUGGUUGCUGGUAUGACACCCUGCACUGUCCCCUGGGACUUCGUCGCAGCCACCAUGAACGCUGGCUAUGAGAUUGAGCUUGCUGGUGGAGGUUACUACAACGAGAAGACCAUGACCGAGGCUAUCACCAAGGUUGAGAAGAACAUUCCUGCUGGUCGUGGUAUCACCAUCAACUUGAUUUACGUCAACCCCCGCGCUAUGGGCUGGCAGAUCCCACUCCUGGCCAAGCUCAGAGCUGAGGGUGUUCCUAUCGAAGGUUUGACCAUCGGUGCUGGUGUACCUUCUAUCGAGGUUGCCAACGAAUACAUUCAGACCCUGGGCAUCAAGCACAUGGCCUUCAAGCCUGGCUCCGUCGAAGCUAUUCAGGCGACCAUCAACAUCGCUAAGGCGAACCCUACUUUCCCGGUCCUGCUCCAGUGGACUGGAGGUCGUGGAGGUGGUCACCACUCCUUCGAAGACUUCCACCAGCCCAUCCUUCAGAUGUAUGGCCGCCUUCGCAAGUGCGAGAACCUCAUUCUCGUUGCCGGUUCCGGUUUCGGUGGUGCGGAAGACACGUACCCCUACCUCACUGGUAGCUGGUCGACCAAGUUCGGAUACCCUCCCAUGCCUUACGACGGAUGCCUGUUCGGCAGUCGCGUGAUGACUGCUAAGGAGGCCCAUACGUCUCCCUCGGCCAAGCAGGCUAUUGUUGACGCUCCUGGCCUUGACGAUGCUGACUGGGAGAAGACCUACAAGGGCCCUGCUGGCGGUGUCAUCACUGUCCGCUCCGAGAUGGGCGAGCCCAUUCACAAGCUUGCUACUCGCGGUGUUAUCUUCUGGCACGAGAUGGACCAGAAGAUCUUCGCGCUGGACAAGGCCAAGCGCGUUCCCGAGCUCAAGAAGAUGCGCGAAUACAUCAUCAAGAAGCUCAAUGAGGAUUUUCAGAAAGUCUGGUUUGGCAGGAACAAGAAGGGCGAAUCCGUUGAUCUGGAAGACAUGACGUACUCUGAGGUCAUUCAACGCAUGGUUGAUCUCAUGUACGUCAAGCACCAGUCUCGCUGGAUCGACCAAAGUUUGAAGCGUCUCACCGGCGAUUUCAUCCGCCGAGUUGAGGAGCGCUUCAGCAAGUCUGGCGGCGAGUCGAUCAUCCAGAGCUACGAUGAGCUCAGCGACCCAUUCACAACGCUUGAGCAGGUCUCCAAGGCCUACCCUGAGGCCGAUCAGCAGUUGAUCAACGCUCAGGAUGUUCAGCACUUCUUGCUGCUUUGCCAGCGCCGUGGACAGAAGCCCGUGCCCUUCGUUCCUUGUCUUGAUGACACCUUCGAGUUCUUCUUUAAGAAGGACUCUCUGUGGCAGUCCGAGGACAUCGAAGCCGUUGUUGACCAGGACGUCGGCAGGACCUGUAUUCUACAGGGUCCUAUGGCCGUCAAGUACUCCACCAAGGUCGACGAGCCAAUCAAGGAGAUCCUCGACGGUGUUCACGAGGGCCACAUUAAGUACUUGCUGCACGACGUUUACGGCGACGAUGAGUCCAAGGUCCCAGUAGUCGAGUACUUCGGCAGCAAGCUCCUCGCGGCCUCAGAGGGUUUGGAAGUUGACGGUCUCACCGUGUCUCAGCUCGAGAACAAGACAAUCUACCGUUUGUCACCUGCGCCGAACGCGACCAUGCCUGAGGUCCAGUCGUGGUUGCAACUUCUUGCCGGUAACACAUACUCGUGGAGACACGCGUUCUUCACUACCGAUGUGUUCGUCCAGGGCCAGCGUUUCCAGACCAACCCAACAACCAGGAUCUUUGCCCCCGUCCCUGGUAUGACUGUGGAGAUUGCCAACCCCAAUGACCCCAGCAAGACCUCCAUCACAGUUAAGGAAUUGCACCACGGCGCGAAGUAUGUCAAGACUGUUGAUGUCAGCUUGAAGGAUAACGAGAUCUUGCUCAAGAUGUACGAGGAGCGUACUGCUCUUGGAUCUGCUGUCGCUCUUCCCUUCCGUUUCACGUACCGUCCUGACGUUGGCUACGCGCCCAUCCACGAAGUCAUGGAAGCUCGCAACGACCGCAUCAAGGACUUCUACUACAAGAUCUGGUUCGGUGACGAGGCCUGCCCAUUCGAUGCUUCAGUCACAUCCCGUUUCGAUGGUGGCCGUGCUACUGUCACUAGCGAAGCUAUCAACGACUUCGUCCACGCCGUUGGCAACACCGGUGAGGCCUUCGUCGACCGACCAGGUAAGGAGGUCUUCGCUCCCAUGGACUUCGCCAUUGUGGUUGGCUGGAAGGCGAUCACCAAGCCUAUCUUCCCUCGUGCCAUCGACGGGGACCUGCUCAAGCUGGUCCAUCUCUCCAACGGCUUCCGCAUGCUUCCUGGUGCAGAGCCUCUGAAGAAGGGUGAUGUUCUCGACACUACUGCUCAGAUCAACGCCGUCAUUAACCAGGACUCUGGUAAGAUGGUCGAGAUCUGUGGCACUAUCACCCGUGAGGGCAAAGCUGUCAUGGAGGUCACCAGCCAGUUCUUGUACCGCGGCGCAUACAGUGAUUUCGAGAACACUUUCCAGAGGAAGACUGAGAAGCCAAUGCAGCUGCAAUUGGCAACCAGCAAGGAUGUUGCUAUCCUGCGCUCAAAGGAGUGGUUCAACUUCGAGGAGCCCGAAAUCGACCUCCUGAACAAGACCUUAGUCUUCAAGCUCGAGACUUUCCAGAAGUACAAGAACAAGACAAUUUUCUCCGAGGUCGAGACCAUUGGUGAGGUUCUUCUUGAGCUGCCAACCAAGGAAAUCAUCCAGAUUGCAUCCGUCAACUACCAGUCUGGAACCGCUCACGGCAACCCUGUGGUCGACUACUUGGAGCGCAACGGUUCCACGAUCGACCAGCCAGUUCACUUUGAGAACCCCAUUCCUCUGCACGGCAAGGCUCCAUUGACACUGAGGGCUCCAGCAUCCAACGAGAACUACGCUCGUGUGUCAGGCGACUACAACCCUAUUCACGUUUCUCGUGUCUUCGCCAGCUAUGCCAACUUGCCUGGUACCAUCACUCAUGGUAUGUACUCCAGUGCUGCCGUGAGGAGCCUGGUCGAGACUUGGGCUGCUGAGAACAACGUCGGCCGCGUCAGGAGCUACCACGUCAACCUUGUUGGCAUGGUUCUGCCUGAUGACAUGCUCGACGUCAAACUCCAGCACGUUGGUAUGGUCUCAGGUCGCAAGAUCAUCAAAAUCGAGGUCAGCAACCAGGAAACCGAAGACAAGGUCCUUCUUGGUGAGGCGGAGGUCGAGCAACCGACAACAUCCUACGUCUUCACCGGUCAAGGUUCCCAGGAACAGGGCAUGGGUAUGGAGCUGUACAACAGCAGCCCCGUUGCUAAGGAGGUUUGGGACCGUGCCGACAAGCACUUCAUGGAUAACUACGGUUUCGCCAUUACCAACAUCGUCAAAAACAACCCGAAGGAGCUGACUAUUCACUUCGGUGGUCCUCGUGGAAAGGCUAUCCGUCAGAACUACAUCUCGAUGACCUUCGAGACCGUCGCUACCGAUGGAUCCAUUAAGUCUGAGAAGAUCUUCAAGGAGAUUGACGAAAACACGACUUCGUACACCUACCGAUCGCCCACCGGUCUGCUGUCGGCGACGCAGUUCACGCAGCCGGCCCUUACCCUUAUGGAGAAGGCAUCGUUCGAGGAUAUGCGCUCUAAGGGUCUCGUCCAGCGCGAUAGCACUUUCGCUGGUCACUCCCUUGGAGAGUACAGUGCGCUUGCUGCGCUCGCCGAGGUCAUGCCCAUUGAGAGCUUGGUCUCAGUUGUGUUCUACCGUGGUCUUACCAUGCAGGUCGCCGUCGAGCGUGAUGAGACUGGUCGUUCCAACUACUCCAUGUGCGCUGUCAACCCCAGCAGGAUCUCGAAGACUUUCAACGAGCAAGCUCUGCAGUACGUUGUUGAGAACAUUGCGGAGACAACUGGCUGGCUUCUCGAGAUCGUCAACUACAACAUUGCCAACAUGCAGUACGUCGCUGCUGGUGACCUCCGAGCUCUUGACUGCCUCACUGGUGUGACCAACUACCUCAAGCAGCAGAAGAUCGAUAUCCAGUCUCUAAUGCAGAGCUUGUCAAUGGAGGAUGUCAAGGCUCACUUGGUCGAGAUCAUCAAGGGCUGCGCUGAGCAGACCGAGGCUAAGCCCAAGCCUCUCGACCUUCAGCGUGGUUUCGCUACCAUCCCGCUCAAGGGUAUCGAUGUGCCCUUUCACAGCACAUUCUUGCGCUCUGGUGUCAAGCCCUUCCGAAGCUUCUUGCUCAAGAAGAUUCACAAGACAUCGAUCGACCCGUCCAAGCUGGUCGGCAAGUACAUCCCCAACGUCACUGCGAAGCCGUUCGCUUUGACCAAGGAGUACUUCGAGGAUGUGUACAAGCUCACAAACUCGCCUAAGAUUGGCAAUAUCCUGGCCAACUGGGAGAAGUACGAGGAGAAGGAGGAGACCACUGCCUCCGCGUAGAGUCGAUGAGAUGUCGUGAUUUGGGCGUUGUGACGGCCGUUUGCUUAGACUUUUGAUAUCCGGUGGUAAAAUAAGCGCUUUUUCGUAGAGAUGAUAAACUUGCAAUUUGUACUACAAUUUAUUAAUGAGC
This is a messenger RNA of Macroventuria anomochaeta, 6376 nucleotides long. Its product is annotated as beta subunit of fatty acid synthase. The record is from RefSeq and is a predicted model, not a curated record. Gene Ontology annotation, cellular component: fatty acid synthase complex. The transcript has 2 exons. Gene Ontology annotation, molecular function: [acyl-carrier-protein] S-acetyltransferase activity; fatty acid synthase activity; [acyl-carrier-protein] S-malonyltransferase activity. Bases 1 to 6246 code for a protein of 2081 amino acids. Gene Ontology annotation, biological process: long-chain fatty acid biosynthetic process. NCBI's taxonomy places the organism in Eukaryota, Fungi, Ascomycota, Dothideomycetes, Pleosporales, Didymellaceae.